AGGCGAGAGGCCUUCGGGGAAGAACCUCCAAACGCUUUAAAAGUCUCUUCUUAAUCAUCUGAAGAUGUUUGUGUUCUACCUGAGCAGGUAGAACAAAACCCACGUUGUUAUUAGUGAAACAAAUGAUUAUAGCAGCAUAUGGAGAUACGAAGUCCUCACAGCUGGAUCUUCACCUCUUAAGGCUUUGAUCGUAUUCCAGUUCAUCGUCAUGGUUCUUUGACCCAGAAAAAAGGCGCCGUGUAGAAUAAGUGUGAAAGUGGGUCGACCUGCGUGUGGUUCAGAGAGGCGGAUCAAAGGGGAACGCGGGCGGUGACAUCAUCGGAGGGGGCGUCGCACAGCGGGAUAAAGGUCGGGGCUCCAGCCGACGUCUGGCAGAACACCAGCGAAGAAGAAGAGGACCACCAGCAGAGGACACAUCUGCAACUUCUCACCUGAACCUCCAGCGGAGCCGGAGAGCCUGCAGAAAGAUCUCAAGUGAAGAUCCGAAUCCACUUUUAUUAUUCUGAACGAACAGACGUCCAACGCGGCAGCAUGUCGACGACAGCAAACUGCUCCAGAGUAACGGCUGUCUGUGUGAUGACGAUGAUGAUGAUGAUGAUGGCGACGGAGGCCAUGCCCAAAGCAGGAGGCCAGUCGAGGCACAGGAAGCUGGAGACCGUCCCCCUGCAGCUGGACCCCGGCGCCGUGGCUCCUCCCACACACACCCGGGCGCUGCAGAACGCCUCUCUGUCGCCGUGGACAUACAACGUCUCCCGGGACGACGCCCUGUUCCCCCCCCUGCUGUCCGAGGCGCGCUGCCUGCUGCGAGGCUGCCUGGACCCGGAGGGCCGCGAGGACCUGAGCCUGGAGUCCAGACCCAUCCUGCACCAGACGCUGGUCCUGCGCCGGGUCAAGGCCGAGGGGGCGGGGCACAGCUACCACUACCGGCUGGAGUCCCGCCUCCUCGCCGUGGGCUGCACCUGCGUCCGACCCGUCAUCCGGCACCAAGAGUGAUCGGGCCGCCAGGUGAGAUUUAAUGAGUGGGAUCCUGCGUGGAGCAAACGUCUAUAAAACGUAUCAUCAUCAUUAUUGUUUAAUAGAAAAAAGGUUUGAAAUGGUUU
Messenger RNA from Gasterosteus aculeatus aculeatus (three-spined stickleback), 1100 nucleotides. The record is from RefSeq and is a predicted model, not a curated record. Lineage: Eukaryota; Metazoa; Chordata; Actinopteri; Perciformes; Gasterosteidae.